Saccostrea cuccullata (small rock oyster) is the source of this 1679-nucleotide messenger RNA. RefSeq lists its product as uncharacterized. Lineage: Eukaryota; Metazoa; Mollusca; Bivalvia; Ostreida; Ostreidae. Gene Ontology annotation, molecular function: copper ion binding. The transcript is spliced from 6 exons. Gene Ontology annotation, biological process: superoxide metabolic process. The record is from RefSeq and is a predicted model, not a curated record. Bases 41 to 1633 code for a protein of 530 amino acids.
AGUACACACAUCAAACAAAGUUUAAAAGCUAUAAGAAAUCAUGCGGAAACUAACUUCAUUGACCGUGUUAACUUUGUGUUUGGGAAUAAGUUUUGCUCAGUUUAAUAAUUUUAAUCAACAAGGAACACCACAACAACCAGGCGGUUUUCCCCAAAAUUUUGGACCACAAAAUCAGGGAGGGGGAUUUCAACCUCCUACUCAAGGAGGAUUUCCGAACACGGGCGCACAGCCUGGCGGCUUUCCGACACAGGGUCAACAAGGAGGUAAUUUUCCUCCGCAAGGUGGGCAGCAGCAACCUGGUGGGUUUCCGCAACAAGGCCAGCAACCAGGUGGAUUUCCUCCACAGGGUCAGCAAGCAGGAAAUCAGGGUGCAGGCUUCCCUCAAGCUGGUCAACAACCCGGCGGAUUUCCGAACCAAAACCAGGGUUUUCCGCCUCAGAAUCAAGGAGGAUUCCCGCCAAAUCAAGGAGGAUUUCCCCCACAGAACCAAGGAGGUUUUCCGCCACAAAAUCAAGGUGGUUUUCCUCCCCAAGGACAACAAAACGUUCCACAGGUAAAUAGACCUGGGCUUGGAGGAUUUCAGCCAAACGCUAUCGGAGGAUUUGGAACAGUUGGAAAUCGAUUUGGAAACCCUUUUAUUCCUGGAAAUGUGAUUGGAGCAAAUUUACCGGGAGCAAAUAAUGGAAACACACAAAAUCAAUUCACCGCCAGCGGGCAGUUGUUCAUGAGUCUUUCGCAGAACCCUAACAACUAUCGCUAUGCUACCUGUUACUUCAACUCGACCGAGAACGGCAUCAGGGGACGGGCCGACUUCAGACAGUUUUUGUUUGGCGAUUCAGGAGUGGACAUAAGAAUUCAGCUGGUGGGACUCCCUACCUCCCCCGUAGAUACCCAGAGAGGAAUUCACAUUCACGAAUUCGGAGAUACUGGCGAAAGAUGUUCCCGUGUGGGACCCCACUUCAACCCCACCCAGACCCGCCACGGUGGCCGAAACAGCUACCCAUUCUUGCGUCAUGUUGGAGACUUAGGAAACAUGCUUCAGUCAGCCCAAGGCGUUGCUUCCACACAGUUUAGAGAUGAGGUCAUUUCCCUUCAGGGCCAGGGCAGUAUUCUUGGGCGAUCAUUGGUGGUUAAGUUGGAGCGAGAUGAUGAGGGCACAGGUACUAACUCCGCCAGUUUACAGAACGGUAACGCACGGACCCCUAUUGCCUGCUGUACCAUCGGACGGGCCAGCCCCGCUAACUGGAGAACCCCCUACUCCGAGGACGAUCUGAUGGUCAUGUCCGGCGGAGCAUGGACACCAAGCUCAAGCUCUAGCUCAAAUUCAAACCUCCAGGGAACCCAGACCGGCGUAAACUCGCAGGGAACUCAGACGGGGGUCAACACACAGGGAGUAGGAGGGGGAAAUAGCUUCAACACACAGGGAGUAGGAUCAGGAGGGGGAAAUAGCUUCAACACACAGGGAACUGGUUUAGGCGGUGGAAAUCAGGGAGCUCCCUCCAACAAUCAGGGAUCUAGUCUAGGGGGUGGAAAUAGCUUUAACACGGGCGGAUCAGCGUUUUCAAAUAAUUUUGGAGGCGGAUCUAACUCAGGACAAUCGUCUUUUGGUUUCUUAGGAAACCAGGGCAAAUAAAUUAACAUUUGUAAAUUAUGUGAAUGAAUGUGGUGUGAAUGUUUUU